UGAAAGAGAGCCCUAGCCUGAAGGUGUUAAAACUCUGGGAUUUUACUAACUACAGAAUCGCAAUGGCCCCCUGGGCUGUGGACUUUGCUGAUGGCCUCGACCGUUUUCCGAGGCUUGAAGAACUCUCGAUCCAAGGGCACUGGGAGUAUUUCUUUUCGCCCGAAGACCUAAAACAGAUGGGUUCGAGAGGGUUAUGGAAGAACCUGAGAAUAUUGAGGAUCAAGCCUCAUACAAGAAUCCUUCCGCAUUUCAUCGGUUGCGUGCCUUCACUCGAAGUCCUUGAAACAUCAGGGCUUGAAUUCAUGCUAUACCAGAUACAUGAACUGAAUUUCUCUCCCGCUCCACUGGGAGUCUUGAGAAAGCUUCAUAUCGAAGGCCCCGAGGCAUUUUUACGCUGGGAAGAUAUGAGCAGUGUGUCGAAGACUCUCACUCAUCUUACUCUGCAUAACACGGACAGGUUCACCCACUGUGGAGACGGCUUAGACAGAUGGGUUUCUCCAUUUCGUAACUGGAUAGCUGAUCCUCAUGCGCUGCCCGACAUCGAAGGAUUCAACUUAACGUUUCCGAACCUGACUCAUCUUACCGUCGACAUGUGGCGGGAACGGAAAUGGCCGUAUCUAUUUCUUGCUUCUCUCGCCCAAUUUAAGAAUCUGCACGAUCUUACCCUGUUCGUGGAAUAUUCCAAACGCAUUGGAGGACGACCAGCGGCCAGCCAAGAUGCUUGUCGUCAUAUCUUUGAAUAUGUGCAGGAUCGUAAAAUUGGGAAUAGACUUCAUCGGCUGGUGCUCACAGAGACUCCUGAAGCUAGCUAUCACUACGCUGAGUACCUGAGAAGUCCUGUCCGAUACCCGACACCGAUCCGAGAUUUCAUCUGCGCAUUGGCUUUCAAUGGCGAAUUGUCAGUGCACGAGGAAAAUUAUCAGUGGGUUUCAGAUCACUGCCUCUACACUCGCGCGGAACCGCAAAUAGAGAAGCAACUGCAAUUUUCUUGGAGUAGUCCUGCUAGUAUCCGCACAUACUUACAUUGGACUUGGAAGACGCGUAAGAGCGGGCAUAGGAGAACAUCUAGGCCUCUAUGGUCAGGGCGGAGACGCGUGACGCCGUAGAGAAGGGAAUAGAUGUCUUACGUGAGGCCUCUUUUUAUCCCAUCUAAUACACCGUGGUAAAACAUCAGCUCGCAUAAGUAGAUUAGACGUACAUAGAUGCUAGCCCCGGAGUUCCUUAUCGUGCACGAUAUCUCGACUUACCGUAGCCGUCCACAAAAUACGACUCUCCCCAUCAGCUGAAAUACUUGAACGAGGAUAUCAAAUGUUGGCUAGCCAAACACUAGAUAUAAUACUAGGAUACGACCUGAGGCAGUGUAUUUUGCCCGCUCGGUGCGCCGCCUCAUAUUGUGCUGAGGUAUUGAAAAAGUAGCACGGCGAGUUCUUUAUGAUCACUCUAAGCCCCUUGUCAAUUGCGCU
Molecule: messenger RNA, 1463 nt
Organism: Mytilinidion resinicola
Lineage: Eukaryota; Fungi; Ascomycota; Dothideomycetes; Mytilinidiales; Mytilinidiaceae
Exons: 2
Coding region: 63-1106 (347 amino acids)
Source: RefSeq, a predicted model, not a curated record